Pyrus x bretschneideri (Chinese white pear) is the source of this 1403-nucleotide messenger RNA. Its product is annotated as zinc finger protein CONSTANS-LIKE 2. Gene Ontology annotation, molecular function: zinc ion binding; protein binding. The record is from RefSeq and is a predicted model, not a curated record. Lineage: Eukaryota; Viridiplantae; Streptophyta; Magnoliopsida; Rosales; Rosaceae. Gene Ontology annotation, biological process: regulation of flower development. Gene Ontology annotation, cellular component: nucleus.
UAACUUCUUCCUCCACACUCACAAGUCACAGCUCAAUUAUUACUCAAAAUUUUAGUCUGAGAAAUCACGAGAGAAAUGUUGAAGGAAGAUCAAAGCAAUGGCACUGCUACCGCCAAUAACUGGGCUCGUGUUUGUGAUACGUGCCGGGCAGCAGCAUGCACGGUGUACUGUCGUGCAGACUCCGCGUACCUCUGCUCGGGCUGCGACGCCACCAUUCAUGCUGCCAAUCGCUUGGCGUCGCGCCAUGAGCGCGUGUGGGUAUGUGAGGCCUGCGAGCGUGCUCCGGCCGCUCUCCUGUGCAAAGCGGAUGCAGCGUCGCUCUGCACUGCCUGCGACGCGGACAUCCAUUCCGCCAAUCCUCUAGCGAGGCGUCACCAGCGCGUCCCCAUCCUGCCCAUCUCCGGUUGCUUGUACAGCUCUCAGGCAACCGAACAAGGUGGGAUGGGAGUGGUUGUGUCUGCUGGGGCGGAGACAGAAGAUGGGUUCCUGAGCCAGGAAGGAGAUGAUACCAUUGAUGAGGAAGAUGAGGAUGAGGCAGCAUCUUGGUUGUUGCUCAACCCGGUGAAAAACAGCAGCAACAACAACAACAACACAAACGCUCAGAAUAAUGGGUUUUUCUUUGGAGUGGAAGUUGAUGAGUAUUUGGAUCUUGUGGAGUACAACUCAUGUGCUGAUCAGAAUAAUCAGUUCACUGACCAUCAUCAGCAGCAUGACCAGCAGGAGCAACAACAAUAUGGGGUCCAAUACAAGAACUAUGGAGGAGAUAGUGUUGUGCCAGUUCAUCAGCAUGGAGAAGUAGGGAAAGCUCACCAGAUGCAGCAGCUGCAGAAGCAAAGUUUUCAUCAGUUGGGUUUGGAGUAUGAGUCCUCAAAAGCUGCAUACAGUUACAAUGGUUCGCUAAGUCACAGUGUUUCUGUUUCAUCCAUGGAUGUUGGAGUUGUACCGGAUUCAACAAUGAGCGAUAUCUCAAUUUCGCACCCGAGAACUCCCAAAGGAACUAUUGACCUUUUCAGUGGUCCUACCAUUCAAAUGCCAACCCAACUAAGUCCAAUGGACAGGGAGGCCAGGGUCCUACGGUACAGAGAGAAGAAAAAGUCGAGGAAGUUUGAGAAAACAAUCCGGUAUGCCUCAAGGAAGGCCUACGCCGAGACCAGACCCCGAAUCAAGGGCCGGUUUGCAAAGCGAACUGAAAUGGAAGUUGAAGUCGACCAGAUGUUUUCCACAUCGCUGAUGGCGGAAAAUGGAUAUGGCAUUGUUCCAUCAUUCUAAUUACGACAUCAGAAGAUGAAAGAUGACCCUCUCUCUUAACACUUGUUCUGGUUUUUAGUCUUAUUAAUUAUUAAAAAUCUGCUACUGAUAUAUAGUGUAUCUUUUUCCAGUUUAAUUGAUCUAAAUUAUUGAGA